UAAAAAAAUGUGGUUCUCAUUUUUCAACCGUCACCACUUAACCCUUCAUCAAUCUCAUCUCAUUUCUUUUCCAUCCCAUGAAAAUGACGAGGACGAUGAGAAGGAGCAUGCCAUGCGGCGUUAGGGUUGGUAAUACUCAUUCUUAUUCUCACCUCAUUCCAUUCGCAAUUUUUAUCCCAUUUCGAUGAAAACUAUGCUCCCUCACUUCUCACUACACAAAUCCACUCUAUAAAUCACAAUCUAUCGAUCCCAUCUCAAUUCAUGGCUCCAAACCCAAUGAAGAUGAACACCAAGCAAUCUGCGAAUUCGAGUACGACCAGCAUAGCAGCAUCCGCAGCGGCUUCGUCCCAGGAGAUUCUCGUCCGCGAAACGCUGCGUAUCAGCGCCAAUUUGGCCUCCGCCCCUCUCCUCCAAACGCCCUCCUCCCUCACCAUGAUCUGCUGCGAGGAAAUCGAUGGCCGUCGAUGGAAGUACGUCGCCGAGACCGAUGCCUCCGGUCAUUUCAAGAAGAAUUCCUUUCGCCCUCUCUCCCUGCAGACUCCCCAGGCCCCUCUCGACGAAGUUCUCGCUUUCGUUAGAUCCUAUGUUGUUCCCGAGGGUUUCCCCGACAGCGUUACUCCCUCCUACGUCCCCUACAUGACAUGGAGGGCUCUUAAGCACUUUUUUGGUGGAGCAAUGGGCGUUUUCACCACUCAGACCCUCUUGAGUUCAGUUGGUGUUUCCAGAAACAGGGCUACUCCUGGGGCUGUCGCCAUCAACUGGAUUCUCAAGGACGGUGCUGGUCGUGUGGGGAAGAUGCUGUUUGCUCGCCAAGGAAAGAAAUUUGAUUAUGACCUCAAACAGCUGCGGUUUGCAGGUGAUCUUCUGAUGGAGUUGGGUGCUGGAGUUGAACUGGCAACUUCUGUUGUGCCGCAUCUGUUUCUACCUUUGGCUUGUGCUGCGAAUGUAGUAAAGAAUGUUGCUGCUGUAACAUCAACAUCAACUCGGACGCCGAUUUACAAAGCCUUUGCCAAAGGUGAAAACAUAGGGGAUGUCACUGCUAAAGGAGAAUGUGUUGGCAAUAUUGCGGACCUGUUAGGAACUGGUUUGAGCAUACUGAUUGCCAAAAGGAAUCCGUCGCUUGUCACCACAUUUUCCCUCCUUUCAUGUGGAUAUAUCCUUAGCUCUUAUAGAGAGGUUAAAUCUGUUGUUUUGCACACACUCAACAGUGCAAGAUUCAGUGUGGCAGUAGAAUCCUUCCUCAAGACAGGACGAGUUCCCACUUUGCAGGAGGGCAAUAUGAAUGAGAACAUAUUCAGUUUUCCAUGGAGAGAUAGGCCUGUUGUCCUUGGAUCAAGAGUCAAGGAAGCAUUCCAAGACCCUAGUGCAUAUAUUGCCAUAGAGCCCUUGUUUGAUAGGGAGAAAUAUAUUGUUACGUAUAAUCCCUUGAAGCACAAGGUUUAUGCUGUGCUCAAGGAUCAGGCAAAGUCAGAUGACAUUCUGAAAGCAGCAUUCCACGCUCAUGUGCUCUUCAGUUUGUUAAAUUCAAAUGAAAGUAAGGCCUCAUCUUUGAAGGAAAAUGGGGAUCUUAACUCAAACAUGACACACACAAUUACUGAUAUUGAGGCUUGUAUGGCUGAUACUUGCAAGAUUGUGACAAAUUCUUAUGGUCUUUUCAAGAAUAAAGCUAAGGAGCAGGGUUGGACAAUGUCAGAAUCACUUCUAAAUCCUGGUCGAGCUAGGUUGUAUCCAGCUGAUAAUAGAUGAUAUUCUCUUAUUCUCUCUGCUGCUGGGUUGAGUGCCAAAGUUCUUGGGACUGCUUUCAAUGUGAAAUGGGUCUGGCAAUUGAAGCUUAAAAUAACCACCGUGCAACCAAAACAUGCAAUGCUUGUGGAAUCGUAGCAUCCUUGACCCUCUUAAAAGCCAAAUGAACUUUUUGCGGAUGUUCUGCGUGGAUGACCUUUAACAUGAAUAUAGUUAUGGCAGUAUUAGCAUGACUGCAUACGACCACGGAAAGUACCAAUGCUCGUUUCUUUUAGUCGGUCGAAAUAUACAAAUUUGUGACUCUGUUCUUUCUAUUUUCUUAGAUUUGUUCUUUAUUCUUUUUGCAGCGGGCAUGAUUCUGUAGUAUAAGUUUUCAAUUUCAAUUUUGCAGCUAAGUUCAAGAACUUGUUGCUCAGUACAAUUUUCAUGUUGCAUUCUUUUAGUUUUAUUUGUGCAAAAUGUCUGAUUAAGCUAGGUCCGAAGUAUUUGUAUCCUGUAAAUUUUUUCCUCGAAGCAGGAAGCAUAAGGAAUCAUAGUGUGUUUGGACUAGAGUUUAUAAGCUUGAUUUUAAAGGUAAAAACUUCGAUGUUUGUAUGAACUUCAUGUGUUAUUGA
Molecule: messenger RNA, 2357 nt
Organism: Vigna unguiculata (cowpea)
Lineage: Eukaryota; Viridiplantae; Streptophyta; Magnoliopsida; Fabales; Fabaceae
Gene: RUS6
Product: root UVB sensitive protein (Protein of unknown function, DUF647)
Source: RefSeq, a predicted model, not a curated record